Cajanus cajan (pigeon pea) is the source of this 660-nucleotide messenger RNA. RefSeq lists its product as uncharacterized. The record is from RefSeq and is a predicted model, not a curated record. Lineage: Eukaryota; Viridiplantae; Streptophyta; Magnoliopsida; Fabales; Fabaceae. Gene Ontology annotation, molecular function: ubiquitin protein ligase activity. Gene Ontology annotation, cellular component: cytoplasm. Gene Ontology annotation, biological process: protein ubiquitination.
AUGGAAUCAGAGCACUACCACUAUGGCGUGCAAAGUUUUAAUGCUGAGGACACGACCCUUAUGGCUGGUGACACCUUCAACUUCAGCGUUAGAGUUUCAUCUUACUCAAUGGACUCACAUGCAGAACGUUUACUAUACCAAUCUCCAUCUCAAUGCAUACCUUGCCACAGCUUUUUCCAUGAGGGUCAACAUUUGUUAAGAACACUUUUGUCACCCUUGCACUUGUCCAAUGAAACUCUUGGGGAAAUAACACAAGGGGCUAUAGCCCUUGUUCAAGAAAUGUUCCAAGUUGAUCGUGAAGUUGUUCUUCCUCCUCCUCCUUUGGAAUCUCAACACCGAGAGAUCUCUUUAUGCUUGGAAAUUCUACGAAUAGAUGAUGAUGAUGAUGGUGAUGAUGUUGGUGCAGUGUUGGAGGAGUCCAUGCAGUGUUUCAGAAUGGUUCCUGCGUCCAAUGAAGCCAUUAAGACAUCGUUGAAGAAAUCCACGGUUAUGGUUGAGGGUGAGGGUUGUUCUAUAUGCCUUGAAGAGAUGGAUGUCAAUGAUGAAUGCUACACAAUGCCAUGCCAUCAUGGCUUUCAUCCACAGUGUAUUGUCACUUGGCUUAAAACUAGUCAUAUGUGUCCCUUGUGUCGCUUCCCUUUGCCAACCCUCAAGAACUAG